Molecule: messenger RNA, 772 nt
Organism: Magallana angulata
Lineage: Eukaryota; Metazoa; Mollusca; Bivalvia; Ostreida; Ostreidae
Exons: 3
Coding region: 83-529 (148 amino acids)
Source: RefSeq, a predicted model, not a curated record
AUAUAGUAGCCGGCACUUGCAGUUAUCAUCAGAAUCAGUUGGCAUCGAAACAGAAAACAUUUUAUCACUUAAAAAAGAAAUAAUGGAGAUCACUAAUCUUCUUUCAGUUGGAGCCUUGUUUUUAUUCAUGGCUCCCGUCUGUCUUUCUGUGCCCUUGUGGGAUCGCGCCUCUCUUGCCUGUGCAUCUAUUCCCGGUAAACAAGUCCUAGACGAGGAGUCAGGUCGAUAUUUCCUGGUCCCCAAGACGUGUGAGCAGGGUGAGGUCGCCUGGAGAAUGACCCAGUCAUACGUUGCUCUGAGGUUCUGGAGACCCAAACCUUUCAGGGUGUGCUUCAGCAGCAAUACGCCCGUCAACUACGAGAAAUACAGCGUCUUCAACGCCUCGUUUGGAAACAUGUUCGUCGGAAGUCCAAAUAUGUACCGGAAAGUCUGUGUGAAUUCCAUCGGAAACCGUUUAGACAUCGUUCUUCUGGCCAAAAAAUCAUUCUACGUGAUGAGAGCCAAGUUCUCCGUCCAGUGUAACUCGUGAGGUGUUAGACCGAACGCUUCAUAACGAACCCAGUGACCAGUGCUGGUCAGUGACCCCGGUGACAGGCCCAAAUCUACAAAUGACCGGAAGUAAACUAAAAAGGAUUCCGACGUCAUGACACGAAAAGGGAAGAGAGGAGUCCCCCAGCCAUGGCGUGUUGAUCUACAAUAGGACCACAGGAUCUCAGUUUAACGCAAAGAUUUUUUUCAAGCGAGCCUCUUUUAUGUUACUAGUAUGACAUAA